CCUGUUUUUACAGAGCCGCUGCUGCAACCUCAUUCAAAUUGUCAAGGCAAGGCACCUGGCAGGGUGGACGUGCAGUGGGUGGACGCUCCAAACGCAGAGUUUUGUGUGCAGGAACGGGGCGUUCAAGGCGCAUGCAUGAAGCAGUUGCGACCUAGGAAUUUGGUGACAACUGCAUCCAGCAGUUGUGAGAAAGGCAGUAGCAGGCGGCGCGGUUACAUGUGGGUGUGGGAAUAAACAGCGAGGGAAACGGUGGCGAACAAGUCGUUCCAAAGCUAACGGCCUCGACGAAGUCUCUUGGCACAUUUUCCCAUGUCGAAUGCUGGGGGGCAGCGUCUCCUUGUGUGAGCGGCUCCAGGCGGCCAGCCUCAGCUUCGUUCUGCAGCAGCAAUUGAUUGGUCCGUGCUCCAGAAAGGGCCUGGUCUUUGACAAGGGAUUGGGCAGAGGCAACAAGCAUAUUUUGCAAACGCCUACUUGUCAAUCUGCAAGAAGCUCUCCUCCAAUUGUUUGCGCAAACGAGGGAGCAGAGCUCAUUUGGAGUGCGCCAGUCGGCGGUGCAAAUAACAAUUCUGCAGCGAAGAGGAGCAGCUACGUCCCGAACGCCGAGCCUUCUCGCGCCAUCUCUGUCAUCCAGAGGAUUGCCAGGGCGUUCAGGCAGAGAGGGGCCAUGUCUAAAGCGCGGGUGUAUGCAGACGUGAAUGUGCAGAGGCCGAAGGAGUACUGGGAUUAUGAGGCGCUGACGGUACAGUGGGGGGACCAAGACGACUACGAAGUCGUGCGGAAGGUCGGUCGCGGCAAGUACAGUGAGGUCUUUGAGGGGGUGAACGCAAUCAACUCGGAAAGGUGUAUCAUCAAGAUCUUGAAGCCCGUCAAAAAGAAAAAGAUCAAGCGAGAGAUUAAGAUUCUGCAAAAUCUUUGCGGCGGCCCAAACGUGAUCAAGCUGUUGGACAUCGUGCGGGAUCCCCAGUCCAAGACGCCCAGCCUCGUCUUUGAGUUUGUCAACAACACCGACUUCAAAGUCCUUUACCCGACCCUCACGGACUAUGACAUUAGGUACUAUAUAUACGAGCUACUCAAGGCGCUUGACUACUGCCACUCGCAGGGCAUCAUGCACCGGGACGUGAAACCCCACAACGUGAUGAUCGACCAUGAGCAGCGGAAGCUGCGGUUGAUAGACUGGGGCCUCGCAGAGUUUUACCACCCCGGCAAAGAGUACAACGUCAGGGUCGCUUCCAGAUACUUCAAGGGCCCCGAGCUUCUGGUCGACCUGCAAGAUUACGACUACUCGCUGGACAUGUGGAGCCUGGGCUGCAUGUUCGCGGGCAUGAUCUUCCGAAAAGAGCCCUUCUUCUACGGCCACGACAACUACGACCAGCUCGUCAAAAUCGCAAAGGUCCUGGGCACGGACGAGCUGUACGCAUACUUGAACAAGUACCGCAUUGAGCUGGACCCCCACCUGGAGGCCCUCGUGGGGCGGCACAGCCGCAAGCAGUGGUCCAAGUUCAUCAACGCGGACAACCAGCACCUCGUCUCGCCAGAGGCCAUCGAUUUCCUAGACAAACUCCUCCGGUACGACCACCAGGAGCGCUUGACCGCGAAAGAAGCACAGCAACAUCCGUACUUCUACCCCGUGCGCCAAAAUGAAGCAAAUCGAUAGCCAUUCUCCUGCCGGCCUGGUUUCGAGGGUUCUAUUUGAUAGGCCGCCAACGCUGGCGCUAGCAGUGUCGUAGUGGAUCCAACACGUAUGGUUGUAGAUAAUGGUGGAUUUUCAAUCAUGUUGCGAAGACCAUUGGAUGUUGGUGACAACGUUGAGCAGAGUACUGAAUGCUGGAGCUAACGGCUCAGGAGGCGUUUCGAGAAAUGUAUCAAGAAGUAGAUCGAAGGGGGCAGGUGCAAGCUGCAAAGUAGGAGUCUAUUCAGAAUGGUAGGUUUCCGCGUGUGUGCUUGCUAGAUAUGCGCUUGGCACGCUGAUUGGCCCCCGCGCCAAUUAUGAUUGUGCUGUGAAGCAUUGACGACAAUAAUCAGAUGCCUUAGAGGAUACACCAUCAUGGUCGGGCGGGAUGCCAGACCACUGUCGCAUAGUAGCGGCAUCAGCACUGCUGCACGUACAUGACUGAUCCGAGAGGCCGUCAAAAAUUGCAUUGCAGUGCACAAAAUAGUUUUCGACCACGGCGAAUACCCAACUCCAACGGUCCAUUCGGUUAGGAAGUUCGGCAUGCUGUAAUUUGAUCCGUUUAAGCUUAUAUUUUGGUACGGCAUAUGUGCGACCAUGAUUUGCCAG
This is a messenger RNA of Klebsormidium nitens, 2278 nucleotides long. The record is from the annotation of a GenBank genome assembly. NCBI's taxonomy places the organism in Eukaryota, Viridiplantae, Streptophyta, Klebsormidiophyceae, Klebsormidiales, Klebsormidiaceae.